This is a messenger RNA of Cherax quadricarinatus, 1650 nucleotides long. Its product is annotated as solute carrier family 25 member 3. The record is from RefSeq and is a predicted model, not a curated record. Lineage: Eukaryota; Metazoa; Arthropoda; Malacostraca; Decapoda; Parastacidae. Gene Ontology annotation, molecular function: phosphate transmembrane transporter activity. Gene Ontology annotation, biological process: mitochondrial phosphate ion transmembrane transport. Gene Ontology annotation, cellular component: mitochondrial inner membrane.
CAGAAAUAAAUAACGGGUUAAUACCUCAAUAUAGAGUGUAACAAAGAGAAAGAGAAUAUAGUUUCUAGUGUGAAUAUAAUUUUUUUUGUAGUGAGGAAGAUUUUAGCCGCAGUUGCCUGAGUCUCCCCGGCACCGCCAUCUUACCAAAAUGUUCAGCAGAUUGUGGGAUUCGGCAAAGAACUCGCCAUUUAGCCAUCCCUUUGAGGCUCAUUGUGAUGCACCAAAUAAGGAAAUUGUUCUGCCAAGAAGGAUAUCUGCAGCUGACGGAGAAACAUACAGUUGUGAGUAUGGAUCAGGAAAGUUUUAUUUAAUGUGCGCUUUUGGUGGACUCUUGAGCUGUGGCAUCACUCACACAGCAGUAGUACCUCUCGAUCUUGUUAAAUGCAGGAUCCAGGUUAACCCUGCCAAAUACAAAGGAAUUUUCAAUGGAUUUAAGGUGUCUAUCAGAGAGGAAGGUUUUCGUAGCCUGGCAAAGGGCUGGGCUCCCACUUGUAUUGGCUAUUCCAUGCAAGGCAUCUGUAAGUUUGGUUUCUACGAAGUCUUCAAGAUUUUGUAUAGUAACCUCCUCGGGGAAGAAAAUUCAUACCUCUACCGCACUUCCUUAUAUUUAGCUGCAUCAGCUUCAGCAGAAUUCUUUGCUGAUAUUGCACUUUCUCCUAUGGAGGCAGCAAAGGUACGCAUCCAGACUCAACCUGGUUUUGCAUCAACUUUGCGUGCUGCAGUCCCCAUCAUCUAUGGCCAGGAAGGCUUGUGGGGUUUCUACAAGGGUGUAGUGCCUUUAUGGUGUCGACAGAUUCCCUACACAAUGAUGAAGUUUGCAUGCUUUGAACGCACAGUUGAGGCCCUCUACCUGUAUGUUGUACCAAAGCCUCGUGACGAGUGCAGCAAAAGUGAACAGUUGGUGGUUACCUUUGCUGCAGGUUACAUUGCUGGAGUUUUCUGUGCUAUAGUGUCUCAUCCUGCUGAUACCAUUGUGUCGAAGCUUAAUCAAGAUAAAGGAUCGACAGCUGUUUCUGUUGCAAAACAGCUAGGCAUGGCAGGAUUGUGGAAGGGCCUGUUCCCACGUAUCAUCAUGAUUGGUACCCUGACUGCUCUUCAGUGGUUCAUCUAUGACGCUGUCAAAGUAGCCUUCAAGCUACCACGUCCACCACCACCAACAAUGCCAGAAUCACUCAGAUUGAAGCUGGAAGCAAAACAAGCUUAAGCUUAUAAUAUUAAUAAAAAAAAGCAUUCCGUACAUGGAUCCCACAUUUGUUAAACUUCCUACAAGGAAAUUGCUACACAAACUGCUGAAUUUCUCUAGGAUGAGUUAAGUCUAGAUACUCAUCACUAAAGAUGUUUAACAUUCAAGUCUAAACUGAUAAGGUUAUUUAAAAUCUGUUCCAAAAAAUUUUGUUAGUUUUAAACUUCAAUGUGCCAUCUUGCACUUUUUUGAAAAGCUACUUUGCUACUUGCUCUGUUACCGGGGUGAAAAAUUGAUGACCAUUUAUUGUGCCUAGUAGCUUUGAGAUAAUAUUUUAGCAGUGAAGACGAAGUAUUGAAAAACAAAUUUGGUUAAUUUUUACAUCUAAAUUGUAAUUUAUACAUUUCUGAAUGUCUUGUAAAUAGUAAGGUAACAUUGUAUAAAAUGAAAAUAAACUUAACUAAGUU